CAAUGGCGUGUGACAGUGAGAAAUCUGUACAAGGAAAUGCACGAUAGAGUGGCAGGGGAGAGAAUUAUAGCUAUUAGGGUUGGAGAGGCGUUUAUUAUUUUAUUCUGAACAACGUUCGCAGUUACCUGGGCGAAGCGCUACCAUGUCUUUUCCUUUCAGAAGGAGGUCGCGGAAUGAGUUUAAACACAUAGCCCAUGGCUUGAUCCCUGCUGCUACCGUAGCGCCUAGAUCUGCUGUUCCCCGUACUCCUCCCCCACGUAGUCCAAACCCUUCUCCAGAAAGGCCCCGGUCAGCACUUGCAGCUGCUAUUUUAAUGACCUCUUUAACCGGACGUACAGUUGCAAUACCACAGCCCCGUCAGAGAUCAUAUUCUGAAAAUGACAGCACAUAUAUUGAAGAAAGUAGCACAAUUGAUCCAUAUGCUACUGCAAGAGAUCUGGGAUUAGAGCAAAACUGGAAGGAGUAUGGUGCUAGGCAAAAUAUUGUUUCCCCUGUUAUGUCCUCUGAUUUUGAUGAUGAAGGCACAGAUGAAGAGAUGUCAGACAUAGAGAGAGAACAUGCUGUUAAUAUUUCAGAGAAGAAAGUGGAAAUGUUAUCACAUGAGCCAAUAUAUUCCUUGCCAAUAAAAAAUAAAAAGGAAAGUAUCCUGCCUCUAAUUGCGAACGAGUUGUCAUCUCAGCGGGCUGACUUAUUGAAUUCUCCGGCCUUGAGUGGCCCUGAAGAGCAGGAAGAAGAAUCAAUCAAUGGCAUUGGGGACCCUUCGGCAUCACCAUCUCCUCCUCCUCCAACCAAGCAGAUAAGCAAAAGACCUCUUGGACAAAAUCAAAAAGCAGAAAUUGAGAAAAAGCCAAAUAAAGAAACAAUUGAACCAGAUGGCGGCCAUAUAUUAAUUAAAGGUCCAGCUAUUCCAAGUGUGUGUGAAGCGGAACAGCUAAGGGCAAGAAAUCUGUAUCUCUCUGAUGAAAACCAGGCACUAUCUGAUAAACUUCAGGAACUGAAACAGCAAAUAAAAGCCAUGAGAAUUAAGCUUAAAGAAGUGAAAAAUGAAAAAAGAGAUCUUUCCCAGUCUAUGAAAAAACAGCAGACGGAGGCUGAUGCAGCAGAACUGGCAUCUCUAAGAGAACAGGCACAAGAAUUAGUUGAUGAAAAUGAUGCACUAAAAACUACAGUCUACCGGCUAAAUGUGGAACUGAGUCGUUAUCAAACUAAGUUUCGGCCUCUGUUAAAGGAAGAGAAAGUAAAGCUAGGCAGUUUGCCUCAAAAGGGACCUCCACCUCCCUGGCUGCUGGAUAUGAAAUAUUUAUCACCGCUGUUGCUUGCAUAUGAAGACAGAAUGAGGGAAAAAGAUGAUUUAAUCAUUUCAUUUGAGGAAGAAGUUAAAAAUUUCAAAACACGAGUUAAAAAGGUUGUUGAAGAGAAUAAGCAGUUACACAGAGAACUACAAGGGAACAGAGCCAUAUCUAAUCCUGAAUGGCAGCUAAUACAAGCACAAGCCAGGCUAGUACUGGAAGAAAACCAGACCUUGAUGGAACAACUACAGCUAGAACAAUCAAAAGCAAAGGAAACUGAGAGAAACCACCUGAUGGAAAUUUCUAGAUUAACAAAACAGAUGACGGUUUUAGAAGGCAAAAACAAGAAUCAAGAGGAAGACCUACUAGAGCUUCAGAAACAGCAGGAAGUUUCACGCUCCAAGUAUGAUGAGCUAAGAACAAACAUGGAAGGCAGAAUAGCUGCAGAAGAGCAUGUUGCUAUGGUGAAUGAAUUAAAAAGUCAGAUGCAGCACAAACAAGAUACAAGUAAAAUUGAAGAAAAGGAUCUAAUGGACAAGAUAGCCACGUUGCAAUUACAAAAGAAGAGUCUUCUUUUGGAGAGAAACGACCUAUUGGCUGAUAACAAGAUUCUUGAUGCUGAAGUAGAAACAGUGAAAAAAUCGAAUAGAAAACUACAGAGAAAACUAGGCCAGUUGAAGCAACAGCUGGAAGAUGCAUUGGAGAAAGAGGUUGCAGCCCAUCAGUAUUUAGCCAACAUUAUUACACUUGCAGAAAAUAUUUCCUUGGAACGGGAUGAACUGAUGCAAGUGGCUAAAAGCUUAAAAUCUGAAAAACAAAGUUUCUUUAAUAAGAUGUUGGAAGGAAAUGUACGUUUAGGAAAGCUCGAAGAAUUAGUGAAGGUGUACAAGAAGAAGGCUGCUGGAAAACUGCAAGACAUCAGCCACAGACUGUCAGAGCAGGAGGAAGACUUUGCAGGGAAAGCAGUCCAGUAUCAGCGUGAAAUGAGGCACCUCCAGCGGCUGCUGCAAGAUAGACAGGAAACCCUUGAUGAAGUGUUGCAGCAGAAAAGGCAAGUGGAAGGUGAACUUGAAGUCAUCUGGGAAUCGACCUCCAAUGAAAAUAAACAGAUGAAGGAGCUUUUACAUAAUGCUCUCAUGCACAACAAGUGGAAUACCAGCGAGACUUCACAAGUCUUCCAACACAGUCCUGUCAAUGAAUUUGGCUUUGCUUACUGUGAUGUCAAUGCCUCUCCUCGUGAGGAUGAUCCUAUAAAGUAGAGUUAAAGGCAAAAAUAUCUGUUCUGCAUAUGUUAGUAUCUCUCUUACAGGACACAGAUUUCUACUUGCACAGGCCAUACAUACACUUGCAUAUAUUAAUUUAUACAGGUUAAGUAGUUUUGUUCACUAUUAAACAUUCAAUUAUUUUCAAAUUAUAAAGCAGGAGUGCAGUAAGGGUGUGAUCACAUAAUUCCUCUUCAUUUACCCAUAUAGAUGUACUGUAUUAAUAGUAGGAAUGCACCAAAUCGACUUUUUUCGGAUUCAACCAAAGCCUGAAUCUUUUCACGACAAAACACAUUUUGCCCAUUUUAAGGCUUCGAUUUGGCCAAACACUUGAGAAGGACAGCAGACAAAAUCCAGGCAAUUAGUGCAAAAGCCCUGCUUGUGAAACAGUGAUUGUCCACUCAUAUACUCUAAUGUAUUCAAGAUGGCCAACUACAUAAGUCCACUCUCUCCAGCCCUAUACUCAAAUUAUUUUUUCUUUAAUAAAGAAAGCUUGACCAAAAUAGAAAA
Molecule: messenger RNA, 3061 nt
Organism: Xenopus laevis (African clawed frog)
Lineage: Eukaryota; Metazoa; Chordata; Amphibia; Anura; Pipidae
Gene: cep89.L
Product: centrosomal protein 89 L homeolog
Exons: 18
Coding region: 143-2548 (801 amino acids)
Biological process (GO): cilium assembly; mitochondrion organization; chemical synaptic transmission
Cellular component (GO): synapse; ciliary transition fiber; centriole
Source: RefSeq, a predicted model, not a curated record